This is a messenger RNA of Clavispora lusitaniae ATCC 42720, 474 nucleotides long. Lineage: Eukaryota; Fungi; Ascomycota; Pichiomycetes; Serinales; Metschnikowiaceae. The record is from RefSeq and is a predicted model, not a curated record.
AUGCGCCUCGAGCCUCGCGGACAAGAGCAGAAAAGCCAGCGAAGCAAAGUGGACGCAAAGAAGCGCAGAGGCGGCGGAAACGGAGCGGCGGAAAAAGUAAAGAAUACCGAAAAAGGAAGCGUACCCAACCGCCAAACCAAAGUUAGCGGCUUUCGAAAACGUGGAGAAAAUACACCAGGCCCCUCACCGGAGGGACUUUCCCAAAACGGAAGCAAAGAACAUCCAUGCGCACUCCAUACAUGUCUUUAUCAAUAUUCGCUCAGCGAUAAGAUGAGGCAUGCGGCUAUAAAGGCGAGAAAUCCGGAAAAAACAUCUGGACUCUAUCUGGUCAUCUAUCUGGUCAAAUCCACUGAUCUGCCAAAUCCACUGAUCAAUCUGAUCAAUCUACUGAUCUAUCUACCAUCUACUGAUCUAUCUACAUCUACAUCUACUGAUUUACUAUCUACAACUACUACUUCUGAUCUAACCUACUGA